GUUCAGAAAACUGUCUUGAACAGAAGCUGAGAACACCUCGUCGACGAUGUCAGCAGCCCAAAAUGCUGAAUAGCCCUGAGGACAACAUGUACUAUAACCAGUUAAAUGGAACUCUAGAAUAUCAAGGGAGCAAGAGGAAGCCAAGAAAACUUGGCCAAAUCAAAGUGCUGGACGGAGAGGAUGAGUAUUACAAAUCACUGUCAGCUGUUGAAUCUAUCCCUGAAGAUGACAGCUUUUGCAGUUCCCCAUCUCCUCCUCCUUCACGAGGUGUGUCUUUUGCUCAAAGCUGAACCUCACUUACUCUAUUGACUAAUACUGGUAAGAGUAUUUUCAUGCUGGUAAUCUCUUCCAAUUAACUUUGUGCGUUUGUGUUUAUGUAAUAUAUUAAAAAAUACAAUUUCAGCUAGUAACUUUAUUUCACUAAUUUAGCCCUGGUUUUGCUGCUGUAAAUUGUCCCAUUUAGCUGUAUUUCUAUAAGCAAUUCCAGUAAAGGGGAGCAGCACUACCUGUAUGUGUUGAUGUUGGUAACAGACACGUUUCUUUAGCAGCAAGGUCAGUUUAUACAGUUCCGACCCCUUCUUCCCUGCUCCCCCUCAGCUGCUGUUCCCACCCUGUGCCAUCCCUUCUGUUGUGCUGGCACAACUGCUGGUAGAGCUGUGUGAAAAAUAAGAUCAAGGAAAUGAAAUGGAUUAAAAGAACUCUGUACUAAAAAUUUUCAUCUGGGGUCAUAGUGAAAAUGUUUUGUAUUUCAUUAGACUGGUAUUAAACAUUAUCCUUUAUAACUUUCUGUGCU
Pelecanus crispus (Dalmatian pelican) is the source of this 793-nucleotide messenger RNA. The record is from RefSeq and is a predicted model, not a curated record. NCBI's taxonomy places the organism in Eukaryota, Metazoa, Chordata, Aves, Pelecaniformes, Pelecanidae.